CCACCACAACCACCAUAACUCGACUGACCACGGGGACAGCGAAUGGCGCGGAAUAUCCACCUAUUGGGAUAUAGGCCAAACUAUAGAACGAAGGCUGUCAGCACGAUACCCCUCUCUCUCCUGACCGAAGAGUUGUUUCCAGACAUUCAAUAGGAACCCCUCUUCCAGAUAACAUACGCGAAGAGAAUAUUCUAUUUCAAGAGACGGUGGCCCCGUCUACGGUGAAAAACAUCGACAUACUUCCUUGAAAUGGGGGGAAGAUUACCCUAGAUAUCGGUCUAAAGACGUUUAAACAAUCCCCGCGCUAGCCAAGGAUUUGCGAGCUGAUGGUUUAUCUCUGAGUAUAAUCAUAUAUUACUUUGAGAUAUAUUUGGCCAGCUGGGUUGUUUGAUAGUUUUUUUUUUCUUACUAGCAACAAAUCCUGCGUGCUUGCCUUUCCAAGGCCAUGGAUCCUACGUUAGACGGGAGAUAUACAAGCUUCCCUGCGCUUGACUAUGGCCAGGAAGAGGUACCAAGCAGCAUAGCUAUCUCCUGGAACGUUGGAAACUGCCAAUUGGCAGUGGAUGUGCUUAUUCUUUCAUGGGCUUCCCUGCUUAAGUCCGUGACUGGCCAUGAAUGCCCAACGUUUUGUUUGGAUGGCCAAUCAAUAAAGGCAGAUCUGGAUGCAGGAACCUUCCAAACUGUCCACCUAGAUAGAUGGGUACAAGGCGAGCGGAGUUAUACAGGGAUAUUUACUACGAAUUUAUCGUUACCCCCGUCCGGCUGCAAUCUGGUAGUGACAUACGACCCCAAGCAAUCCGGUGGGCGUGUCAUAUCGACAAGAUGCACGAGUACCCGUUAUCUAACCCAGAUUAGUCGACAACUGACAUCAAUUAUUCGUAAACGUCUCAACUCUAAACUAGAAGAUUCGCAAUCCGCUGAUGACAACCCUGAGCUUUCCAUCUUGAAUCCGACACCCGAGCUUAUUUCCGGACCGCAGCUUCUUCAUGAUCUUGUCCGAUCCGAAGGACAUGGAAGUAACUCGGCGAUAGACUUCCUCAACGCUGAUAAGACAAAGAGCAAUCUGUCAUUCGAAUUGCUUCAUCUCCAUUCAACUGCGUUGUCCUUACGUCUGGCAGAUAUUCUGAAAUCCCUCCCUGACCCACGCAAGCGAAACCCAGUAAUUCCAGUACUUAUACCCCAAUCCGUCGAUCUCUAUAUAGCCUGGUUGGCUAUAUUGAAAGUGGGGGCUGCAGUAUGCCCACUCAGCCUGGACGCCCCUCCAGAGCGAGUCAACUUUAUCGCGAAUGAUGUUUGCGCAGACAUCAUAGUUACUACACGACCAUUGGCUGGUAGAUUGACACAUCUUAACAAACCUAUCCGUAUCAUCAUAUCGGAAGAUACUGAUAUCAACACGGCCGAAAUCGAAAAGUUCCAACCUCCUAAAAUACUGACCGAUGACGUUGCAUAUCUGGAAUACACGUCUGGCUCCACAGGUCUUCCUAAAGGCGUUGCUGUUUCACAUCGUGCUGCUACACAAUCACUACUCGCGCAUGACAAAUGGAUUCCGCCCUUCAGAAGAUUCUUACAGUUUGCCUCCCCAUCCUUUGACGUGUCCAUAUUUGAGAUCUUCUUUCCCUGGUUUCGUGGCGCGACGCUUGUUGGUUGCGAUCGGAAUUUAAUGCUAGGCGAUCUGCCGCGAAUUAUAACGGAACUAGAUGUGGAUGCAGCCGAGCUCACCCCAACCGUCGCCGGGGAAUUACUCCAGAAAAGAUCCGCUGUUCCAUGUCUAAAGGUACUAUUAACGAUCGGAGAGAUGCUAACCAGGCAUGUGGUUGAUGAAUUCGGGUCCUCAGCCGAUAAUGACGGCAUUCUUUAUGCGAUGUAUGGCCCAACGGAAGCCGCGAUUCAUUGCACUCUUGCUCCAAGGAUCUUAGCUGAAUCGCGGGUUGGAAAUAUUGGUGUUCCACUCCAGACAGUGUCCUCUUUCAUUAUUUCCCCGGAGUCUCCUGGUUACCAUUCUAGAGAUGAACUUCAUAUUCUUCCGGUUGGCCAUAUUGGCGAGCUUGCGGUUGGUGGUCCUCAGCUUGCAGAAGGUUAUAUAAAUCGUGAUGAGGAAACUAAGAAGGCCUUUUUGGUGACCGAAAAGUAUGGGAGGAUAUACCGCACUGGUGACAUGGCCCGUUUGAAUCCAUCUGGAGAAUUGGAGUGCCUAGGAAGAAUCACGACCGGCCAAGUGAAACUUAGGGGACAACGCGUUGAGCUUGGAGAAAUCGAACGGAUCAUCUGCAGAGUUCCUGGCAUUCGAAGUGUUGUGGUUGGUAUAUUGGAAAGUAUUUUGGUCGCUUUUGUGUCUGUCAACGAGUCCUUUCCAGGGGUAAAUGAAAUACACCAGAUGUGUCGCAAGUGGUUGCCCAAAUUUAUGGUACCUGGCGAUGUCGAACUCCUAGAUCACCUCCCCAGGCUUGCGUCGGGGAAAGUCGAUAGGACAGCUCUGGAAAGCGACUAUUUUGAGCGGAGAAACUCGCAACGCACCAACUCCAAGGUGUUCGAUAGUGAAGUUCAGAAAAAAGUAGCGUCAUGUGUCGAAGAUAUUUUAAAUUUAAGCAUCAGCAAAUCAGAUAGCCUAGCUCAAGCCGGCCUUGACUCUCUUAAAGCAAUUAAACUAACGUCUGUUUUGCGAAAUGCCCGCAUAAACAUCGACGUGUUGGGAGUUCUAGAAGCCGACUCUAUUCAAGGGAUAGGGGCCCUGUUUCGCGGAUCCAAUGCUAAAUCUCUAGCGACAAGCUCGGGGAAAUUCGAGUCAAGUGACUGGAAAGUCGUUAUGGAUGCAACUUUCGAUGACCUCAAGUUAAAGGGAUAUUUCGCAGAUUUUGUGGAAGUGAUUCCCUGCAGCCCUGUGCAAAUGGCCAUUCUCUCCGAAAGCAUGCGCGAUCCGAAAGCAUAUAUGAAUUGGAUCGAAUUGCAAUUCCAAGAAGGCAUCCGGAUAAUUGAUAUUAAAAACGCCUUCCAGGAGAUCGGAUUGCAGAACGAGAUACUUAGGUCUGGCUUUAUCCCCACUGGUUACCCUAGCCAUCCCAACGUCCAAGUGAUCUGGAAUAAAUUGGAGGAAGAUCAGGUACAGGAAGUAUCAGAAUUGAGGCACCACUUCACUUUCAACAUGGAAUCUCCCUUAAUGCGUCCAUUUCACGUUGAUCUCGCAGAGAUCGAUGGUCAAGUCCGCGCGCUCGUUCAUAUCCAUCAUGCCCUGUACGAUGGAUGGUCCUGGGAUCACAUUCUCAGUGAUAUUGGGACCCUUUUAUCUUCGCUGACGUUAAAGCCGCGGCCACAAUAUCGGUUACUUACUGACUACCAUUUAAACCAUAUCAGCGCGGAAGAUCGAGAGAAUGCCAUCAACUACUGGCAAGGGCAAAUGGAAAGCAUCAAGCCGAGUUCCUGGCCAAAUUUCCAGGAUACAUCCGACAUCCCCAUCGGCCUUAGAACCGUCGAACGACUCCUAGAGAUAAAGGUGAGGGACCUUGACACUGCAGUGCAAAACCUUCGAGUUAGCCGCCAGACAAUAUUCCAAGCUGCCUUCGGUUAUAUUCUUAGCGCGUACAUCGGGGAGCCUGAUAUCGUUUUUGGUUCUGUCGCUUCUGGUCGCACGCUUCCUAUAGCCGAUAUUGAAGACAUUAUUGGGCCUUGUAUGGCAACAAACCCUCUAAGGAUUAACUUGGACCAGUUGCGCACCGUACGCGACCUCAUUGGGGCAAUUCACAACCUAAAUCGGAAUUCCCUGAAACAUGGGUUCUUACCGUUGAUUGAUAUUAAACAAGCUGCUGGAAUUGACCCUGGCAUUGCUUUAUUCGAUAGUGCAUUCGUUUGGCAAGAAACCUUAAGUGGGGAACACCCCAAUUCCGAAUUGGUUCGGGAAGUUCAAGCCAGGGAUUUCUUAGAAUUCAACAUGACACUUGAACUGGAAGUUAAAGGAGAAUAUGUGUCUGCGCGGGCCAAUUUCCAACAAUCGAUACUUCCGGACAGCCAGGUUGAUAUAUUUCUUCUCCAGGUGGAGCAGCUUGCAUCAAUCUUUAUCGGCUCUCCGGAGAUUCUCUUGCGAGAUGUUAACGGCCACCUACCUAGUUCUACUUUAUCCAUCGAGAACGCUGAUUAUAUGAAACAGACAGACUUGCCAGGCCUAGCAGAUGGGGUAGAAGGAUUGGCGAAGUCGGAACCAGAAAGAGUGGCUAUCGAAUUCCUGGACGCGUUUGACCCCUCUUUGGGCACAACAAGCAUAACGAGACUGACCUUUGGUGGCAUGGAUGUUCGCUCGAACCAACUGGCAAAUUACCUACUAUCCUGUGGACUGUUACCGAAUAAUCUCGUUUCUAUAUUCCUGGAAAAAUCCAUCGACCUUUAUAUUUCCAUCCUAGCCGUUAUCAAAGCCGGUUGUGGUUACGUUCCAAUAACUGCACAGACGCCAGUGAACCGCGUUAACACAAUUAUAGAAGAGGCAAAAUGUUCGAUUUGCAUAACUGAUUCACCUUUGUCACUCAAAUUAGGAGAACGGCAGGACACAAAACUCAUCGCUAUCGAUUCCAUCAGACUUGAUGACUUUCCAGCUACGCGCCCCGAAGUGCCCGUUUCAGAUUCGUCAGUGGCCUAUUGUACUUUUACCUCAGGGAGCACAGGAAAGCCGAAGGGGGUCCUUAUUACGCAUCGUAAUUUGCAAAGCAAUAUAGCUAUGCUAUCAGAAAUAUACCCAAACCCACCCGGAUCGAAAUUACUCCAAUCAUGCUCCCACGCUUUUGAUGUUUCUGUGUUUGAGAUAUUUUAUUCGUUGACCAGGGGCUUGACUUUGUGCUCUGCAAUCAACGAUGUGCUAUUCCGAGAUAUGGAACAGGCCAUUCGGGCCAUGGAUGUUACCCACCUUAGCCUCACCCCAACUGUCGCAGCACUGCUUAACCCUGACAAUAUUCCAAAAGUCAAAUUCUUAGUUACUGCUGGAGAGGCAAUUACUGAGAAGGUCUUUAAGUCGUGGGCUAGCCGUGGCGUUUACCAAGGUUACGGCCCGAGUGAGACCACCAACAUUUGCACUGUUCGUCCUAAUCUCCAGCCAACCGAUUUUAUAAACAAUAUUGGACCGCCGUUCAAAAACACCUCCGCCUUCGUGAUUUCUGAAGAGAAAGAUUUUCAAUUGCUCCCUAGAGGUGCUGUUGGUGAAUUUUGCUUCGGUGGCGAUCAAGUCGGGUCCGGGUAUCUUAAUAUGCCAGAUCUCACAAGGAGUAAAUUUAUUGAACAUCCUCAAUACGGAAAAGUAUACAGAUCUGGUGAUUUUGGACGCAUGCUUCCUGACGGAUCACUAUCAUUUACAGGCCGCAGAGACGAUCAAGUUAAGUUACGGGGUCAACGCAUCGAGUUGGGUGAAAUUAAUCGUGUCCUGUUAGAGGAUCGGGAAGUUGACGACUGCACAACAUUCAUUAUUGCGGAUACUCUAAAUCAACAGCAGCAGUUAAUCUGCUUCUGGGUGCCGGCAGCGCACCCUGGCGAGAAGUGUGCAGCUCUCAAGGAUCGGUCUAAAAUUCUCAAACUAUUUGAUCACAUUAGUACCAGACUUCCAGAGUACAUGAUUCCGUCCAUGCUCAUCCCGAUCCGAGCUGUACCGAUGACGACGUCUGGAAAAAUUGAUAAAACAGAGCUUCUAAAGCAUUUCCGGACAUUAGAUCCAGAGACCUUACACUUGUCCUCCUCCGUGACAGAAGCCUUCAGUGAUAAACGCAAAUUCUCAGACGCCGAGACAAGAAUCGCGGAAGCUGUGGCUAAAGUUACUUUGACACCACAGACAGAUAUCGCCCUUCACACUUCGUUCUACAGCCUAGGCUUAAAUUCAAUCUCAGCAAUAUCUCUGUCAAAACAUCUUCAACUAAGUGGCUUGGGACGGAUAGAUGUUUCGGUAAUUAUGAGAUAUAACACCGUGUAUCGCCUGUCCAGGAUUAUUGGGGAGAGCGUUCAGCUAGCCAAGAAAAAAAGCUUGCCAAAUGUUCGGGCAUUAUUCUCUGACGUAUUUGUGGGUCAAAUUAGAAAGAAGGUCGAAAGUUUCGGCUGCCAGAUUCGAAAGAUAUUGCCGUGCACACCCUUACAAGAAGCGAUGCUCAUGCAAACAAGCAGUGAAAACUCCACGGCUUACUACAAUCAUCUCCUUUUCGAGGUUAAGGAUGUUAAAAAAUUAAGGGAUGCGUGGGACUCGAUGGUCCGGAGGCACGACAUUCUUCGCUCCUAUUUCGCUUCCACAGACCAUUCUCGGUUUACUUUUGCGCAGAUUGUUUUGGAUUCGAUAGAUCCGCCCUGGAAUGAAAUCAGCACGAAAAUUAAGGGACUCGAUGACCAAAUCGAAGAGCAAAAACGUAGACUCAUACAAGGCGAAGGAAAUAUCCUGCCAUAUUCAUUGACGGUGCUUCGAAUCGCUGAAAGCGGAAACUACCUAUUUCUGUUCCUAAUACACCAUGCGCUAUACGACGGCGAAGCUAUGGCGCAGCUUCUGGAACAAAUCGAGCUCGUUAUGUCUGGGGCUAGCUUGCCCUCCAUCGUUCCUUUUGAUCUAUAUCUUGAGCAGAUGGUAGGAAUGGAUAUAGAAGAAACUGACCGAUUCUGGCGGCCACUUCUCUCGAAUUUUUCUCCGUCUCACCUCCUUGAUCCACGCCAUCGCCCAACUCGCAGUAGGUCAAGGGUAUUUCGCACGGUCGAGAGUAAUUUUGAUACCCCUCUUAAUAAAGUUAUGGAAAUUUGCAGAGGAGUCUCGGUAACUCUUCUCACUGCCGUUCAAGCGGCAUGGUCGAAACUGCUAUUAUCAUAUACCCAAAAGCCUGAUAUCUGUUUUGGAAACGUGUUUAGUUGCCGGAGCAUCCCUGUGGAUGGGGCGGAGCGCAUCGUCGGCCCGUGCUUCAAUACACUUCCCAUACGAAUUAAAGUGAACUCGAAUACAGUGAACGUAGAUCUUGCUAGGAAUCUGCAACAAUAUAAUGCAUCGGUUAUACCCUAUCAAUUAACAUCUCUUCGCCGCCUACAAUCAACAUUCAGUCACAACAAUUCUCAACUGUUCGAUACGAUAGUUCUUUUACAAAAGAGCCCUCGCCCUUUGAAUGAUAAAAUAUGGAAACUGGUUGAAGAAAAGGGAGACAUGGACUUCCCCCUUGUCUGUGAAAUUGUUCCUAAUAACGAACUUGACACUUUGAGGAUAAUUCUUUAUUACGAUGACGCCCAAUUCUGUUUAGAAGAUAUGAAUGUUAUCCUUCGCGGUUUCACAGCAGCCCUUCAAAAUAUGCUCCUCUACCCGUCAGGUAGAGCUCUGGAUUCAAGUAUUCUUCGUCCUGGCCUUCCGUCCUUCGUACAUGAAUUACGCCAACGCCUAACACGGGCCGAAAAAGAGAUUGAGAGGCCAGGCUCUGUCGAGGAUGAGGAACACCGUUUAAGCUAUGAUGCAGAGUCUCCCCAGAUCCGACAAGUCCAGGAGGUGCUAUCGAGUUUGUCGAAUAUCGAACACAAACACAUUAAACACCACACCACCAUAUUCCAAUUGGGACUCGAUAGUAUAAAUGCUGUGCAGAUAUCUGCUCGAUUGAAAGUUCUUGGAUAUGAUAUAACUGUGAACGACGUUCUUGAGAAUCCUUCCGUGGGCGAGCUUGCUUCCCUUUUUGCGCGACAGAAGGAUAUUAGCGAUGAUAAUCUUCUAUCAUUUGACUUCAAGUCUUUUCAAACUCGCCAUUGGUCGACUGUUUCCCAGCAAAUAGGCGUACCAGAAAAAUGCGUAGAGUCAAUUCGUCCAUGUACUCCUGUACAAUCCGGAAUGUUGGCUCUGUUUAUACAGUCCGAGGGCGACCUGUAUUUUAAUCAUUUAAUCCUGGAAUCAACCAUUCCCAUUGAUUCACAGACGCUCAAGGCAGCAUGGACUACGUUAACAGAGAUUCAUGAAAUACUUAGGGCAGGUUUUACUCACGUUAAUGAUGAAGAGGUUCCCUUCGCAAUGAUCACUUACCGAAGCGGGGCAUUUGAGCUUCCAUGGACUGAAGUAGAGGACCUCACGGUUAAGGGGCGUCAAAAAUCGUCGGACAGAGAGCGAAUCUUGAAGAAUGCAUUCUCACAUCUUCAUCGGCCGCCGUGGCAUGUAUCGGUACAACAAUGUCAAUUGAAUGUAUUAUUACAGUUCUCGGCUCUUCACUCCUUGUACGAUGGCCAGUCCCUAAAUUUGCUUGUUUCGGAUCUUUCCAAAUUACUCAAGGGGGAGCUACUAGCUCCAGUGAUUCCGAUUUUACCAGUUCAGGAUUAUAUUAUUUCUGCAAGUAACAAGGCCCAUAAAGACUUGGAAUGUGAAACCUUCUGGAAAGAAUUUGGCAAGGACCUCUGUAUCACAAAGUUCCCUGACUUAAACCCACUGCAUGAAGAAAAGGAGGUGCAUGUGUUGGUUAAGCCGUGCUCGAAAACCCUCCAGUCCUUACAAGAGGGUUGCAGAGCUGCUGGUGUCACUCUUCAAGCUGCUGGACAAGCUGCUUGGGCUCGAAUAUUGGCAUCCUACACUGGGGAGAGCAGAGUUACGUUUGGCCUUGUGUUAUCUGGACGAAAUACCUCCGAAGAAGCCCAGAGAGCUGUGUUUCCGUGCCUAACAACCGUUCCAUCAUCGUACAAUAUCGAUGGUACUAAUAGAGACCUACUAGAGCGUGUGAUGGAGCUGGAUGCAUCAUUGGUAAAAUAUCAGUUUACCCCAUUGUCAAAGAUUUACCAGUUGGUAGGAUCUGGAUCAUCGCUCUUCGAUUCGAUAUUUGUGUUUCAAAAAUACUCGUCGACAGCUGAGAACAAUAUCUGGAAAAUUUACGAUGAAGAUGCCAGAACUAAUUACCCAAUCUCAGUCGAACUAAUACUUAGAGGUGGGAGGCUUGAAUUUCAGCUCACAUUUGAGACCGAUAUUUUACCAGAACGUCAAGCUGAAAUUCUCUUGAGACAGCUUGAUUGUCUUUUGAUUCAUACUCUUUUCUCUCUCGAUUCAGCCUGUACUCACCUUCCAAGCGGUGAGAGCAAGGAUCUCCUAUCAGCCAUCGCAGCGAAGGAGUCCAGAAUUCCGUCCCCCAUUAAGCUGGUGCAUCAAUUUGUUGAAGUACAAGCUCUAGAAUCUCCUUCAAAAAUAGCUCUUGAGUUCGCAUCCAAAAUUCGUGGGACGAAAGGACUUGUCAAGCGAAUAUGGACAUACAAGGAGUUCAACGACAUCAGCAAUCGAUACGCUAGGUUACUACAAAGGAACGGCGCGUCCCCAGGAAAUUUCAUCGGGAUUUGUUUCGAUAAAUGCCCCGAGGCAUAUUUUGCGAUAUUGGCCAUACUGAAAAUUGGCUGCGCGUAUGUUGCUCUCGAUCCUGGGGCUCCAGAGGCGCGGAAAAAGUUCAUUUUGGACGAUUCAGGCGCAAAACUAUUACUUUCCACGACAGAGAAGGAAAAUGAACUGAAAGGUUUACCUGUUUUAUUUUUGGAUCGCCUGGGGAUAUUGGACGGGAUUCGAUCUCAGCCUCCAGUUUUAGAAGAGGAGAUACAAGCAGAGGACUGCUGCUACUGCCUAUACACGUCCGGAACGACGGGCACUCCGAAGGGUUGCGAAAUAACGCAUGACAACGUUAUACAGGCAAUGCUCGCUUUCCAAAGACUAUUCGACGGCCACUGGGAUGAGACAUCUCGGUGGUUGCAAUUUGCAGCGUUCCAUUUUGAUGUCAGCGUUUUAGAACAGUACUGGAGUUGGAGCGUUGGAAUAUGCGUAACAUCAUGUCCCAGAGACACUUUGUUUGCAGACAUGGCCGGCACUAUUCGGGAACUUGAGAUCACGCAUAUUGACUUGACACCCAGUUUGGCACGCUUGCUUGACCCAGACGAGGUUCCCUCACUCCGUCGGGGCGUUUUUAUCACUGGCGGAGAGCAGCUUAAACAAGAAAUUCUCGAAGCUUGGGGUGAAUACGGUGUGAUAUACAAUGGAUAUGGGCCAACGGAGGUAACUAUCGGCUGCACGAUGCUCCCUCGAGUGCCGCAAAAUGGCAAGCCGUCAAAUAUUGGUCCACAAUUCGACAAUGUCGGCAGCAUUGUGUGCAAGCCAGGAACCACGAUACCAGUUCUACGGGGCGGAGUAGGGGAGCUCUGCGUAUCAGGAGGCCUUGUUGGGCGAGGCUACCUUAACCGACCUCAACUCACGCAAGAAAAGUUUCAAUAUUUGAGAGCAUUGGGCGAGCGGAUUUAUCGCACUGGAGACCUAGUGCGCCUUCUCUUUGAUGGCAGCUUUUGCUUUCUUGGGCGAAUUGAUGACCAGGUCAAACUCCGUGGCCAACGGCUUGAAAUUAGGGAGAUUAACCAAGUUAUUUCCAGUGCUGCAGAGGAAGUGGAGGAAGUCGUUACAAUGGUUCUAAAACACCCAAGUCAGUCUAGAGAGCAGCUUGUGUCAUUCUUCACCACAAAUACGUCGAGAGGGCCAGAUAAAUUGACCGCACGAAUCGACUUCGAUCCUCUAAUGAAUAAAAUUCUAUCGGUAGUCAAUCAAGUAUGCCAUAAAAUGCUCCCAGGUUAUAUGGUUCCGACGCAUAUUCUUCCUGUUACCGCUUUCCCCUUAAAUGCAAAUAAUAAAAUAGACCAGAGACAUCUUAAAGGAAUCUAUGAGGAUAUGACAUUGGAGGAGAUGCAACACCUAUCUUCGCAGACUCGAAACCAUUCCCAGACACUCUCGAAGGACGUAUAUACAAUAAUGGGUCUGAUAUCUAAAAUUACUGGAAUAGAGAUCUCCGGGAUCUCACCGUGGUCAAGCAUAUUUGAACUUGGAUUAGAUUCCAUUUCCGCCAUCUCAUUUUCCAGACUUUUGAGAGAUUCGGGAUUUAAGGAAGCUCAACCGUCUUUGUUAAUGAAAAAUUCUACGAUCGUGGCACUCACUGAUGCAUUGAAACGAACCACGGCCGGUGACAUUACCAAAAAGGCGUUGUAUCGAAAAACUAGACAACGGAUUACAGCAUUCGCCCAUAGGAAUCUUGCGCUAGUUGCCCGCGAACUGGGGAUUCCAUUAGCAUCCAUCGAAGGAGUGGCUCCUUGUACGCCGCUACAAGAGGGUAUGAUAUAUCGAUUUAUAGAAACCCAGAGGCCGGUCUACUUUACAAACUUCAAUUUCGAAUUGGCGCCGGCCGUUGAGGUUGAUCGCCUCAAACAUGCGUGGCUUAAAGCUCAACGUACUGUACAAAUACUCCGAACGAAGUUUGCAUUAACGGCUGGCCACUAUUCCCAGGCUGUUCUCAAAGAAGAUGAUUUUCCGUGGUUUGAAUUAACCGCUGUCGAUGAUAUUGAAGUUGAAAAAGUUGCCAACGGCCGAUACAAGGAAUGGCGCGAUCAGCCCGCAAACCUCACUGGGAGAGUUUGGGAAGCUGGUGUCAUCAUAGGGCCAGGGAGGAGGUGGAUGUCGUUGAACAUUUUCCAUGGAUUAUACGAUGGGAACUCUUUGCCCCUUCUAUUAAAUAUCGUAUCACAAGCAUAUGAUGACCGAACGAGCGCUCCAGAGACGCCACCAUAUCUUGAAUGCCUGGCUCAGGGCCCGUUAUGCAAGCUACCAAAAGCAAAAGAGUUUUGGCUUCAACAUCUUAAGGGUCCUCCAAAACCCCUACUAUUUAUAAGCGGCACACAUGGAGAUGGCCCAUUGGUUGCAACACUAGAAAUCGGAGGAUUAACCCAACUUGAGACUUUAAGACGAAAGCUCGAUGUACUAGAGCAAUCCGUAUUCUUAGCUUGCUGGCUUCGCGUCCUUGAAGCCCAUCUCAAGCUCAUUCCGACAGUGGGCGUCAUUGUGUCAGGCAGGGCGCUCGAUUUUAAAGAAACCCAGGAUAUCAUUGGACCACUGUUCAAUACCCUUCCCUGUAAUAUACCAUGUUCCAAUAUCUCCUCCAUGGCUGAUUUGGUGAAAUCAUGCCAUGAAUAUUAUGUCUCCACGCUCCAAUAUCAACAUACUUCGAUCAGAGAUAUUAUGAAAUGGAUGCAGCGAAAAUCUGGAACACCCCUCUUCGACAAUCUUUUUGUGUUUCAACGGGAACCCGCCGAUAAAGGUGGCUCGGCACACUCACUGUGGUCAUCGAUAACUUCGCAGGCUGAACCUGACUAUCCAGUGGCUCUUGAGGUGCAACGGAACCAGAAUGGCUCUCUGACGGUAACUCUUGUCACACAAACUGAUAUUCUUACGCCUGAAACUACACAACAGUUAACGUUGCAAUUCCGUGACAUACUAGCUAACUUCCUGGAUAAUCCGUCCAGCAAGCUCCAGCUUGCGGCACAUGAAUCGAGGGACUCCAAAAUGGUAACUCGUUCUGGUGCUGACAAUACUGAACCUCCUAUCAACGAGUCCCUCUCCAGUGGCUCGUUCCAUCCUUUUGAGUGGACGGCUAUGGCAUCUCGGCUUCGUGAAGAGAUUGCCUCUCUUGCCAAUGUUGAAGCCCUCACAAUUCAGGAAUCCACUUCGAUUUUCGAAGUUGGUUUAGAUAGUAUUGACGCCAUACAACUGUCUUCCCGCCUGGCAAACGCUGGCAUCAGAGUAACAGUUACUGCGAUUAUGCGUGGCCAAACCAUUAAGAGCAUUGUGCGUAACAUGGAAUUAGACGAGCUGAACGGAGUGGUCAAACCACAGACGUCGAUAGAAGCUCUGGAACUCGAACUUUGGAAUUACUUUGAAAAUGACGGAUAUGAUCUAACUGGAAUCGAACACAUCUGGCCAGCUACUCCUCUUCAAGAAGCGAUGGUCGCUGAAAUGGUCUCCUCUAGCUUCAAUCGCUACUUUAAUCAUGACAUACUCGAGAUUAAGGACGAUGUGGACAUCGAUAAGCUCAAAGGGGCCUGGCAGCAGGUUGUUGAUGCCAAUGCUAUCUUUCGAACCUCGUUCAUUGAGGUCUCUGACCAUAGCUUCCCAUCUACCUACGCGCAAUUUGUCUAUGCUCCUGGGGUACCAAUUGACUGGAGAGUGAUCAACACGAACGGUAGAUCCAUUGAUACUAUAUUAAAAGACGAGAAGCAAAAAGCGGCUGCUACCUUUGGCACGAGACAGCCGCUAUUCAAGAUCCAACUAUUAGUCUCGGAAAUCUCAGGACGAGAAAGGCGCUUGAUCCUUUCAAUGCCCCAUGCGAUGUACGAUGGCUGGUCAUUAGAUCUUCUCAAUGAGGAUAUAGCGACUUGUUACUCUGGUCGACCCCUCAAUAUCAGAGGAUCGUGUGACAAAGCCCUAGGCCACAUUCUGAACUCGACUAGUGAACUGGGCUUGCAAUUCUGGAGAGGAGCUCUCAGUGGAGCUUGUCUGACUGCAUUCCCGAAGCAGAUAGAUGCGGGAGGUGAUUAUUCAAAGGUUCAUCGCAUGGAGAAGGUUCUAGAUAUUCCUCGCGUAGAAGUCAGUUCUUUUUGCAAAAGCCAGGGUGUCACCCUUCAAAAUCUCGGGUUAACCUGCUGGGCGCUCGUUCUCGCUGGCUAUUUGGGAAGGCUCGAUGUCGUUUUCGGUACUAUGUUAGCGGGAAGAGAUAUCCCAGAUGCGAAUGCGGAACAAAUAAUGUUCCCGCUGAUGAAUUCAGUGGCUGUCCGCAUUAUCUUGCACGGGAGCCGGGCAGACAUGCUAAAAUAUGCCCAGGAAACAAUGGGCCCUAUUUCUGAGCAUCAGCACAUCCCACUUCGAAUUGCCAAGCAAGUGUCGGGCUUCGGGGGGAAGAAUUUGUUUGAUACCAUUUCAUUUUUCAGAAGAGACCGCCUCGAGACAGAAGUUUGCAAGAGCGACUAUAUGAGUCCGUUGGUGGCUUCUCUGAUGUUGAGUACCCAGUGUGUGUUGAAAUGGAAGCACUUGAUAAUUCCAUAGCGUGGCGAGUUGCUUGUAAGGACACGGUGCUAGGGGAGCCAGAUGUAUUCAGGCUUCUAGACAGGGUCAACUUUGUAUUCGACAACAUUAUCAGGCAGCCUGAUAGUGAGACAAUCGACUUCAACGACGAUGGCAUAUCGAUCUGCCAAUGUCCUGUAUUCCAAGAGCAGGAUAACGAUGAAGACAACAGGCCUCUUGACGAUGCUGCGCGAACAGACGUGCCAUUUUCUCCGCUAGAAAAUGAGAUUAGAGCUGUCUUGUCUUCUUUUUCUAGUGUCCCGGCAGAAGAAAUUGGCAGAGAUACAACGCUUUUCCAUAUUGGCUUGGACAGUAUCAGUGCCAUUAAAGUGGCAGCCCUGUUGAAAAAGAAAGGCAUCAUACUUUCCGUAAGCGAUAUGCUGAGAGCUGGUACCGUUCCUAACAUGGCUCAAUUCGCAAUGUCAAAGCAAGACGAAGCCCUCAUGCAAGACCACGCCAAAAUACUAGCGAAGUUAUUGGAAGAAGUGGAUACGAAAACACUUCUACACUCACAUGGGAUUAAUGCACAGGAUAUCGAGAAAGUUAUUCCCGCCACCUCUGGACAGAUAUAUAUGCUGAACGUCUAUGAGAAUUCUAAUAGGCAACUUUUCUAUCCCUGCUUCUUCUACCAGGUAGAAAAUGUGGCUGUAUCAAAGGAAACCAUCUCAGCAGCCUGGACGUCUUUAAUUAGCGAACUUCCAAUCUUGCGCACGCAAUUUAUAGCAACAGGGGAACGGACUCUGCCCUAUAUCCAGGUGGUUCAUAAGCAUGUGGACAACACCAUCAUAUGGCAGCAAGAUCUGAAAGCCCAAAACAGUGCUAUCAUGGAAGCACGACCUGGCCAACGAGUACCAGUGACAUUACAUGCCUCACAGCAACUAGGUAAAACGAUAUUGAUGCUUCAUAUCCAUCAUGCCCUGUACGAUGCUGUUAGUCUACCUCGAAUGAUGAAUAUGCUUGCAGAACUCUGCGCCAGCCCGAAACACAGAGCCAAACCCCGGAUUGCUUCCAAAGUGGACAUUUCAGAGCUAGUCAUCCACCAGGAUAUAAACUCCAGCCCACAUGAACGACAAAGCUUUUGGACGAACUACCUUGCCCCUUUCGUCAAUUCCGAACAGCAAAAACAAAAAGACCCGCCCUCUCCCAAAAUCAAGCACUCGAUCAACGUAGAUAUGGUGCAAACCUACCGCCAAUCACUUGUGAAAGACAUUGACAAACUAGAGAAACUCGGACGGUUGUACGGCGUCAAUGUGCAGACCAUAUUUUUGGCAAUUUAUGCCAAAAUCCACUGGUCAAAAAUCAAGAAUAGAGUUGAUACUGGGAACGCAGACGGCUCCAGCAACCUCAUCAUCGGCAUCUACCUCGCAAACCGCUCCCACUCCCUGGACGGCCUACCCGAACUAAUCGCACCUACCCUAAACAUAGUUCCCCUGCGCAUUGCCCUCCAGCAAGAUGCAAAUGGCCAACAACAGUCCAUCUUUGACCUCGCACGAAGGAUCCAGGGGGACCUGCAUGAAGUAAGCCGCGUGGAGCAUUCGUCCGUGUCCUUGAUUAAUAUUGCGGACUGGACUGGGGUGAAGCUGGAUGCCUUUGUGAAUUUUAUUAAGUUGCCGGAUACAAUGAACGGAGUUGAUGGAGGUGAUGGCGGUGGUUCUGCAGAGCUUGCAGCAGAGGAGGUAGUUCGGAUUGUUCCGUUGGAAGAAAGGGGAGCAGUUAACGUUGACUCCAACAGCGGUGCUAAUACCUUACUGAAUAAUGGCCUUGGAGAAAGAUCGGAUUCCAACCGAACAGUACCGGAAUCAGCCUCGAAUGACACAUAUGCAGAUAUUUUUAUGCCCGGGAUUGACGUGGAAGCCGCAAUACGAGAUAACGGGCUCGAUGUGGGGAUAUUUAGCCGCGACGGCCGGAUCUGCGAGACUGAAGCUGACUCCAUACUUGAUGAGCUACGAUGCGAUAUAGUUGAUAUCAUGCUGGUUGAGGAAAAGGGCCAUGCGAUGGCGAAUUAAAUUCUGUAAAUUCUGGGACAGUUAAUUUCCAUUAUUAUUUUCUAUGCUAUUGUUUUGUAUUUACUUUUGAUGUUUAUUGUUAUUAUUUGUCUCAUAUUUUGUUUGGUUGAAAGUACAGUAACUACUAGUUUAGAAAAACAUGUUCAGCAAAGAAGUUUCGUUACACUUUGUUAUUGGUUCUCUUUGAUGAUGACAAUGAUGAUGGCGUGCCAUGCUCCGUAUACCAAUGUUCAAUAGCCACAGCAAAAUGCAUGCACUGCAAGUAAGGCAUUCUUCCAGGUAUUCCAGUCAAGACUAAAUAUAGAAAUGCGGGUAAGAACCUUCAUCUGUAACCAUUCCUGCGUGCUUCAAAUGCAGCUAAUGUAGGGAUCAAAUGCACCUACCUGCAAGAGCCCACCAGAAGCCUCUGAAUUCCUUUUUUUUUUUUUUUUUUUUUUUUUUUUUUUUUCAUCAACGCUCUGUAUCUUCAUCAACGCUCUGUGGAACAGAACAGACAAAGCAACUCCCAGGUGUGUGCGCGCGUGUAAGUUACACAUUAUUGUCAUUGUUUUUGGAAUAAAGAGAGGUUAAAAAAUAUUAAAAAAAAAAAAAAAAAAAAA
This is a messenger RNA of Blastomyces dermatitidis ER-3, 16457 nucleotides long. Its product is annotated as nonribosomal siderophore peptide synthase. Gene Ontology annotation, cellular component: cytoplasm. Lineage: Eukaryota; Fungi; Ascomycota; Eurotiomycetes; Onygenales; Ajellomycetaceae. Gene Ontology annotation, biological process: amino acid activation for nonribosomal peptide biosynthetic process; secondary metabolite biosynthetic process. The record is from RefSeq and is a predicted model, not a curated record. Bases 446 to 13834 code for a protein of 4462 amino acids. Gene Ontology annotation, molecular function: phosphopantetheine binding; catalytic activity. The transcript is spliced from 11 exons.